Molecule: messenger RNA, 1794 nt
Organism: Gambusia affinis (western mosquitofish)
Lineage: Eukaryota; Metazoa; Chordata; Actinopteri; Cyprinodontiformes; Poeciliidae
Gene: smndc1
Product: survival motor neuron domain containing 1
Exons: 6
Coding region: 185-901 (238 amino acids)
Biological process (GO): mRNA processing; regulation of alternative mRNA splicing, via spliceosome
Cellular component (GO): nucleus; cytoplasm; precatalytic spliceosome
Molecular function (GO): RNA binding
Source: RefSeq, a predicted model, not a curated record
GCUGAUGAGCCUAUAGAACAGCAUAUCAUUGCAUGGGAUUUACAUUGGUUUCCGGUGUGCUAUUCACAGAUAGAGCGAAGAGCACAUUUUAAAAAUUAGAACGGCUAUUUACGAAAAAUAAUCGACUUUGAAUCGUAUUUAUUGCUCAGCUGAUCAGAUAAGGGUUCUAAAACAAAGCGCACAAAUGUCGGAAGAUUUGGUGAAACAGUUGAGCAGCUACAAAGCUCAGCUACAGCAAGUAGAAGUUGCCUUAUCAACCGAUCAAGAUAAUGAAGACCUCCUGAAACUUCAGAAGGACUUGCAGGAAGUCAUCGAUCUGACUACAGAUCUCCUGUCUUCGCAACCCGCUGAUGGCGCUUCCAGCACCAGCGGCUCAGAGUCGGUGCCAGUGAAGAAAAGCUGGAAAGUGGGUGAACGAUGUUUGGCAAUGUGGAGCCGGGAUGGCCAGGUGUAUGAAGCUGAGAUUGAGGAGAUAGACCGAGAGAAUGGCACUGCGGCCGUUACGUUCACAGAGUACGGGAAUGCUGAAGUGAUUCCUCUGCAGAACCUCAAAGUCGUGGAGGAAGGGAAACGUUCUGAGGAUGACGGCGGUUUAAAGUCAAAGUCAAGAAAAGAGCAAAUAGCAGAGCAGCGGGAGUAUAAGAAGAAGAAAGCUCAGAAAAAAGUACAGAGGAUGAAGGAGCUGGAGCAAGAGAGGGAGGAGCAGAAGUCUAAGUGGCAACAGUUCAACAACAAAGCUUACUCAAAGAACAAGAAAGGACAGGUAAAGAGAAGCAUAUUUGCAUCACCAGAAAGUGUAAACGGAAAGGUGGGAGUGGGAACAUGUGGCAUUGCAGACAAACCUAUGACCCAGUAUAAUGACACAUCUAAAUACAAUGUCAGACAUCUGAUGCCACAAUGACCUCGCACACUCUGUACAUAAUAAUCCACUGUAUACUAGUUGUAUUGGUGCUUUUUGUUGUGUUUCUACAUGAUUAAAGUCCCUCGUAUAAUGAAAGCUUUUAAAGGAACUGGUUGGACACCGGUGUUUAAAGUAUUGCUGUAGUUUUCUUGUAUAUUACAUAGACUCAACUAAAAGAUUCACAUGAGAGAUUUUUCCACCACUGGAACAAAGCCUCCUGUUGCGUAAGAACGUAUGUUAUGGAAAAAAACUGUGGAGUUUGCUGUUUGUACUUAUUUUUGAGGUAAAAUCUCCUCUAAGAUUUGUUGAUUUGGAGUGUACAUUUGAUGCUGGAUUGUUCAAUUCUCAUCAAUAACAAUAAUAUCUGAUUAUUAAUUAUGUUGAGAAUUUGGAUUGACUAACUUGGCAUUUUAAUUUCUGUACAUAUAUAUAAAAGCGUAAAAUAAACGUUAUGAUCUGUUUUUUUUUUUCUUUUCUUUUCUAAAGGUCCUAUUGUUUUUUUUCCUCGUUGUAGUAUAGUGACUGUCGACCCUGCAGAUGGCAGCAGAGACUUUUACACUCAAACAAUACAAUUACGCUAAAACGUGAAGCCUUUUUGGAGAUGCCCAACAAAAACAAAGACCUGACUUCAGUUGAGCAGUAAACAUGCAGCAUGAUUUAAAAUUGCUGGCAAAGGUACAUUUAGAAACUUAGAACAUCAUUAAAAUAAGUCUUUUCUAUUGGACAACUGUCGAGUCAGCAGGCUUGCCUGUGUUUAUGUAGGCCAUAUCAACUCUGUACUUAAAAUAAACCUUUGUUUAAAUUAAGCUUGAUGUAAUUUUCCGAGAAACAGAAUGUUGGGCUUUUAUUUAUUGUCUUUAUCACAAUUAAUAGAAAUAAAUGCUUGAAAUAUA